Molecule: messenger RNA, 531 nt
Organism: Aspergillus glaucus CBS 516.65
Lineage: Eukaryota; Fungi; Ascomycota; Eurotiomycetes; Eurotiales; Aspergillaceae
Exons: 4
Coding region: 28-378 (116 amino acids)
Source: RefSeq, a predicted model, not a curated record
GCUUGAACGAGGAACUCACCAAGCAAUAUGAAUACGAUUCGAUCAACCUGGAUUGGCUGGGGCACGCUCACAGUUGCUGGCGGCGGCGCCUACUACUUCGCGAAAAAGUCCAUCAACGCCGAUCGCGCGAACCGAUAUGAAACAGAAGUGAAGAAGAAGGCCCAAAUGGCAGCCCUCGAAAACGAGCACCGACAUCAGGGAACGCUGCACCAGUCGAGACCUAAUGCGACAGACGAUUUAUCGCCGAGUUCACAGGCUAGUCAUGACCCUGCAGCCACGCGCCAUGAACCCGAGACGGAGGCAGAACGAGUGCUAGAAAAGAGCAAAUACGAGACCGCACAACCUUUUCGGCCUCCUAGGGGCAAUCGAUUUAGCUGAUGCGGUAACUUGCGGGGUGGUUACGGCUUAGAUGGUCGAUCAUAUGUACUCUAUAUGCUUGGCACCAUGAUAGGCCAUGUCAUGAUGAAAAUGCAAGAGCACUGCGAUUAUUCUGUACAAUGGACAAAAAUGGUAUUAAAUAAUUCUCUUCGU